UUGGUUUGCCAGCCCCUCUGAACACACUGGGCCGGUGGCUACAGCAAAUGGAGGAUGUGCUAUCUGAAGACAGCGGGAACGCUGAAGAUCACGCACUUGCUUCCAGAGAUGCCAGACACAAGCAUGACCAACUGAAGGUCUUGCUUGAGGACUUAAGCCAGCACUUGAACACCCUUCAUCACUACCAGAUCACAGAUGAUGAAGUGCCAGUCGAGAAGCUGGAGGAGAUCAAGAGACGUUUCACCAAUGCCAGAGUGACAGCCAAGUACCACGGCAUCAAGCUACAAUACAGAGAGCAGAUGCACCAUGUUUAUGACCUGCUGGGACAUCUGAAGUCUAAGCUGAGCUUGUGGAGAGGGCCUUACGGCUCCCAGGAGUCUGUUCAGUCUCUGCUACAAGAUUGGCACGACACUGUUGACAAGCAAGGUCUGGUGUGGAAGUUGAAGGAAGCACUUAAUAAGCUGAAGGACACAGCAGUCAGCUAUACCAGCAAAGCAGCUCUGGCCGACGACUCACCUGUGGUUAACAGGCGGGUAAAAGAGGCCGAUAGUGAGACGGGAGUCAGUGCAGAAGCUGCAGAAGCAGUAAGAUCCACCAUGGAACGUGUUCUGGCUGCAUGGGAGUCCUACAAAGACUGCCUGUAUCUAUUACAGGUCUGGCUGGGCCAGGAGAAACAGUCAGAGGCUCAAGAGCACAAGCAUUUUUCCUCCAGCCUGAAUGAGUGGAGAUUGCGUCAAGCCCAGCUGAACGAGGUGGGAAACUUUCUCAUUGAUAUGAGUGACGCCUCCACCAGCCACUCUCUGACCGAAGAGCUCCGCAAACUUAACAUGCAGUGGGCUGACUUCAUAAAAAGGACCAAGUUU
Carassius auratus (goldfish) is the source of this 863-nucleotide messenger RNA. RefSeq names its product nesprin-2-like. The record is from RefSeq and is a predicted model, not a curated record. Lineage: Eukaryota; Metazoa; Chordata; Actinopteri; Cypriniformes; Cyprinidae. The transcript has 6 exons. The annotation marks the transcript as partial.